Messenger RNA from Juglans microcarpa x Juglans regia, 2342 nucleotides. Its product is annotated as proton pump-interactor 1-like. The transcript has 9 exons. Lineage: Eukaryota; Viridiplantae; Streptophyta; Magnoliopsida; Fagales; Juglandaceae. Bases 211 to 2085 code for a protein of 624 amino acids. The record is from RefSeq and is a predicted model, not a curated record.
AAAAAAGAGAAAAAAAUUGGGUCGACGACAAGAAUUGGAAACGAGAUCUAAACCCUUUACGUUUUCUUUCUUUUUGCCCAAACUUCAGAAUUGGGCGUCCUUUGUUUUUUGUCAAAUAUAGGAUCUUCUCCUUCACAUCUCGCUCUCUUUUUCAUUUCUUUGUAAUCUUUAUCCAGGUCUGUGGUUUUGAGGCUAUUUCUGUGGUGAGCCAUGGCUGUUGAGUUUGAGGGGUUUGAGAUGGUCCAAGGACCAGUGGAGACUGUAACUGAAGGAGACAUUACUGUUUUGCCUGUAAAGGAUAAUGGCAAAUUGGAUCAAGAGCCUGGUCUCAACCAUCCCAUAAAAUUUGGUUCGCAUGGAGAUGAACCAGUUAAAGGAGAAGGAAAUGACGUUUCUGACGCCAACUUCCCAAAGGAUGCAGUUGACGAGUGGCCUGCACCUAAGCAGAUCCAUUCUUUCUAUUUUGUCAGGUACAGACCAUAUGAUGACCCAAAAAUAAAAGCCAAAGUUGAUCAGGCUGAUAAAGAGAUUCAGAAGAAAAAUCAAGCCCGAUUUCAGAUCACUGAAGCACUAAAGGCAAAGAGGUCGGAUCGAGCAGAGUUGAUUUCUCAGGUUAGAGCUUUGAAAGAUGACAACCGGCAGUUCAGGACAAUCUUGGAUGAGAAAAGAAAGGAGAUCGAGCCUCUGCAACAGGCUCUUGGCAAGCUGCGCAAUGCAAACACGGGUGGUCGAGGUGGUGGUUUAUGUUCAUCUGAGGAAGAGCUUAAUGAUGUUAUCCAUAGUUUGAAGUACCGCAUACAACACGAAAGCAUUCCAUUGACUGAGGAAAAACAACUCCUUAGAGAGAUCAAACAUCUUGAGGCGACAAGGGAAAAAGUUAUUGCUAAUGCUGCUAUGAGAGCAAAGAUUCAGGAUUCAUUGGGUCAGAGAGAAGCCAUUCAAGACCAGGUUAAACUUAUAGGUGGUGAUUUGGAUGGAGUAAGAAAGGAGAAACAAGCACUUCAGGCCAAAAUUAAGCAACUUGACGAUGCACUAAGGGCAAUAGACAAUGACAUUAAUUCUUUAACGGAGGAACUAAAGGUUGUCUCCCAAAAGAGGGACAAAGCGUAUGAAAGCUUUCAUCAACUCAGAAAACAGCGUGAUGAGGGGAAUGCCUACUUUUACCAAAGCCGUACAGUCUUGAACAAAGCACGGGAGCUUGCUGCAAAGAAAGAUAUUAACGCUCUUGAGGAACUUUCACAUUUAGAGGUCGAAAGUUUUAUGUCUCGCUGGAGCAGUGACAAGGCUCUAAGGGAUGAUUAUGAGAAAAGAAUUUUACCUUCAUUAGAUAGUCGCCAACUGAGUAGGGAUGGACGGAUGAGGAACCCAGAUGAGAAACCUUUGGUGGUGUUGGAAGAACAUACAUUCUCUGAAAGGGAGACAGUGGCAAAAGCUAGUUUGAAAGAAGUAAAGGAAGAUUCCAAAUCCCCUUCAAAGGAUACUUUGCUCAGCCAAAAGCCCCAGAAGGAAACCAAAAUUAAAGCAGCACACCCAAAAUCCACCUUGGAGCCUAUGAAAGCAGAAGACAAGGAGACCUCUGGGUUAGAAGAGAUUCAAAAGGACACUCCUGCCAAGGAAAAUGAAGUUGAUGCAGCAAAGUCGAAGGAGAUGAAAAGAGAAGAGGAAAUGGCAAAAGCUAAACUGGCCAUGGAAAGGAAGAAGAAGUUGCAGGAGAAAGCCGAAGCCAAACGAGCUAUUAGGAUUCAGAAGGAAACUGAAAAGAAGCUUAAGGAGCGUGAAAAGAAAGCAAAGAAAAAGGCCUCAGGUUCCGCACUUACUAGUGAUCCUGAAGAACUGGCGGAAGCAGUGUCAGAAGGUGCAGAACUAGAGAAGGUAGAUGAAAACGUUGAAGCUCCAGUUCCGGGAAAGGAAAAGUUUCCAAAGGUGAAUACUAUCAGACCCCGGAACAGAUCAAAAGGACCGGAUUCUGUUCCUAAAGUAGUCCUGAAACGUAAGAAGCCCACUAACUACUGGAUAUGGGCUGCUCCUGCUGCUGCUGUGUUUGCCUUGCUGGUGCUGGUGCUUGGGUACUACUAUCUUUUCUAAAAGGCGACUUGGAACUAAGUAGAAAGAGCCAUGAACCAGUUUCUAUGCUUGUGCCCGUGUGAGUUGCUAGGUUCGUAGUCCUAAAGAAUUAAGUUUAUUCCCGUUCGUUACAUCCCUUUUCAGGGGAUGGACACUAAAUCAUAAUGUUGCUGGUAGCUCAGUCAGAAAGAGAGAAGCUGCUACAUACAUUUAGCUUGACUGUAUGAACUUUCUUCAAAUUUUGACUCUUGAUCAAAUUUCAUGAAUGUUUUCUUGAA